UGUGUUGGGAGGGGGGGAAAUUGUGGCGGAGAAAAGCCGGAGGGGGAAGAUGAGGCGGCCCCCCAGCGUGGCUUUGCGCGUGGUCUUCCUGGACUAUCUGGCCUUCUACCGCACCAACUGGUCGGAAGGGAAACUCUGCGUUUGCAACGAAGUGGCUGUCAAGGCUGCUGCCCGGCGCUUCCUGGAUCGCGCCUCCUGCCCGGAGGAGGGGUUCAGCCAGUUCAACGUGUACAGCAUCGCGGAGAAGUGCUUGCAGGCGAAGGGCGAGCAGGGCGGGCUCGUCUUCCCAAAGCUCGUCCGAGCCUUCGAGUUCCUGGAGCUGCUGUGCGUGAACCUCUUCCUCUCCCCUUGGAGGAAAGAAAUCAGGUCCUUGAAGACUUUUACAGGAAACUUUGUCUACUGUAUGCAGUCCGUUCUACCAAAAUGCAUCGUGGAAGAACUGCUAGAGAAAAUAGGUUACGUCGCAACAGCAGCAACAGAAUUUUCCCUUGUCCGAAAGCUGAAUGAGGAAGAAGCUGAGCAAGCCGCGUUUGAAAUAUUCCUUGCAAGAAUAGAAUGCGAAGACCUCCUUGAAAUCACAAGAGAUGUACGAGACAGUGACUUGAGAGAUGUCCUACAGAAGAGAGCCCAAACGCACUGGCAUCCAGAAGGCGAGGCGGACGGAACACACCAGCCGUCCCAAAGGAAGGAGUACAUGUUGAACAGAGGAGGAAAUAACACAGCAGGAUACUCCUGUCCUCAGCAAAUGUACUUAGCAAACAGCCAACUAGCUUUUGAGAAAGUUGGAAAUACUGAGCUUGGAGGAGAACUUAGCCUCUCGGUCAUUACAGCAGAGUCUCAGCCAGUUUCUUCUGAAUUCAACAGCUCAAACCAAAGCCAAGCAAGUGCCUCAACAACCUCUUGUGUGAAAAGCUCGGACAGCGAGGACUUCUUGACAAAAUAUAGUGACAUUGUAAUUGGGCAAAAGCCUCUGCAUCUUACCAAUCUCCCCCUGAAAGCAUCAGAGGAUAAGAACCGGCCCAUGGGACUCAUCGGACCCACACUGGGCCCACCUGCAAAAGCAUUACACUCACACACCCUUCUAUCUCCCAAUGCAAGCGGUCCACAAGCCUUAGCCAUUCUUAAUGAUGGUGCUUUGGAAGUGUCUUGUGACCACGGGACCCAAGAAUCCUCCCAAGAGACAAUCGAAUCGGAAAUCAGAGAUGCCAUGAAUUGCCUAUCUGUCGGUGAAUCACAUCCCAUAGACCAACCUAAAGAACUGAAAGGGAAGAGCGCCAUACAACACGGCAAUAAAUUGCACAUUGUGAUGAGCUUGUCUAGAGAAGAGGACUCUUACGCCUCUGAUCAAUUAAAGGUCAAGCAAGAUGGUGAAGAAGCACUCAUGUAUCCUAUAGAAGAAACCACACAAGAAGAAUCCACAAUGUACAAUGAACCUCAGGAAUUUAGUCCUACUAGGGUGAAACUCACAGAUUCACCUGGAGGGCAUAAAGACGAUUUCAGCGUUGACCUCUAUUCAUCAGAUCAGUUCCGUAACACCAUCGAGAAUGCAUAUCCCACCGGUGCUUCGAAGUUCAACAGACUUCUAGUGGGCAUUUCAAGCCCACAUCAGGCUCAUGAGUGCUACGGGCAUAUGGGAGAGCCAGCCAGUUCACCCUGUACCAUCCUUCCAACCAGUACUGAAAUGCAAUAUCCUGGUGGCAUUCCAGAUCUACAGGGCGGAGGGGACCUUGAAGGCCGUCCUCUGCAGUCUUCUCUCUCAGACGAAGUUGCCUUUCAGACUUGCAUUGUAAAGAUGAAUGAAACCAGCCCAGACGAUUAUGUCCUCAUAAGCAAAGACUAAGUGAGGAGUUCACUGGGCUCUGGAUUUAAGCACGUUAGAACCUUCCAUAUCCAAAUAUGGAGCAGGUUCUCUGGCAAUUGGGUUGACAGAUGUGCCAAACUGUUGCACCCAACUAUUAUUUCUUUCUUCAGCUAUGUUUCUCACCCUCACCCCUGGUGGCCAUUAGAAGGUGGGGUACAACUACUGACUCAAUUUCUGACCUCCCAUUAACUCUCCAGCCUCUUUUAUUUGCAUCCCACAUUCAAAGGGCUAAAGAAACAGGAAGGGAUUAGAAUACUGGAAUUAUUUCAUAUCAGAGAACCCAAAAUAUAUCCAGCAAAAAGGGAGAUCAGAACUAAGUGGUAUAUGAAAUGAGGAGCACAUUAUCUGUUUCUUUUAAAUUUUUUUCCUCCAAGCCUGGCCCACCUUAAGCAAAUACUGUUUUCAUUUUUAAGAUCUGAGAUUAUGGAAAGGACAGAUUUAAGUUUUAGCUUGCUCGUGCUUUUGGGUGAGCCACUUCACACAAACAUACUAAAUCACUUUUAUAUGCAUUAAAUACUUCAGCAAAAAAAAAUGUAACUUGUAUGGUAGGGAAUGGAAUUGCAUAGCGGCAGGGCCCUUUCCUGACUUUCAGUUUUGUCACAUUCUUUUCUUAAUAUUAUGUUGAUUCUGAACUGUGGCAGCUAACAAUUUCUUCUAUCCUGCACCUUUGGACAGCUACCCUUCAUUCUACAUACCAUACAUUGGCAUUACAAAAAGGGCAUUCUUGCAAAAUUAAUGCUUUUUUUAAAAAAAAAAAUCAUCAGGCAGUGGCCUGUAUCCAACCAUUUUUGGUUAAUGUGAAUUAAGGGCAUGUACGUGGUCUUGAGACAGAAGGUUUUUUUUCCAGUGAACACCCUGGAUCCUUUUCCUGGACAAGGGGAUUAUUGGAACUCACUACAUCUUAAGAAAGCCUAAGUGUUUUUUUUAAUGUGGUUGGAUACAAAUAAAAUAUUUCUGGACAUUCAUCUACUGUAGACACAGCCAUCUAACCCAUCUUUUUUUAGGCACGUGUAUCGCAAUGCAUUUAUACUCCAUUUUUAAGUGGUUAAUUCCCUAAUACAAAAUUAACCAAGCAGCUUUGUCCACUUACUCCCGCUGCAGAGUCCUAUUAAAAUCUGUCGGGAGUCCUCAGGUUCCAAAGCUUUCAGUCCCUCCCUCUGGCUCCAAGCAAAUGGAAUGAAACUUCAAUUAGAACGUGGCCCACUUCUAAGCUCCACGGGUCACCAGCUUUUGUGUAAAGUGCCCGCGAGAAGCCUUGCAGAAGAAUCAGUUUUAUUUCUAAAAUAUUUCUAUAGCAAUUUGCAAAAAAAAAAAAAAAAUGUUUUCUGGAAUAAAG
Messenger RNA from Eublepharis macularius, 3197 nucleotides. RefSeq names its product spermatogenesis-associated protein 2-like. Gene Ontology annotation, cellular component: cytoplasm. Lineage: Eukaryota; Metazoa; Chordata; Lepidosauria; Squamata; Eublepharidae. The transcript is spliced from 2 exons. The record is from RefSeq and is a predicted model, not a curated record. The coding region runs from base 50 to 1840 and encodes 596 amino acids.